GUUUUUUGACUAGUAGAGAAGACAACCAUGAAUUUUUAGUAUUGGAGAACAUUAAAAAAAUUGGGUUUGAACUCUUCGAUAAGACGAAAAUUUUGCCUUACGAACACAUAGAGCUAAUAUAUAAAAAUUAUGCGCAUUUACAUGCGACCAGCUUUUUGUAUAGAAAAUAUAAAAUGAAAGAAUUCGAUAAAUUGGUAAAGGGCUUGCAGAAUCUGAAAUGUUAAUUAGUGUCGAGUAUAAGAUUACGAUGUGGAAGGACGUAUUUGAAAUGGUAGGUGAAAAACUGAUUACUGGCCAAGAUGAUGAUGCUAUAGCAGCAUAUGACAAAUAUAACAAAGAAGACCUUGAAAUAUUCCGGCGAUCAUGGUACUAUAAAGGAAAACACACUCUUCUUACACACGGAGACUGUUGGAGCAAUAAUAUGAUGUUUAAAUAUGAUACGAAAAAUAAUGUAGUGGAUUUAAAACUGUUGGACUGGCAACUCAUUAAACCAGGUUCACCUGUUCACGACUUGUCUUACUGUCUUUAUUCAGGAGCAUCACUUGACACGUACGAAAGACUAGACGAUCUUCUCAAGCUUUAUUAUAAACAUUUUUCUGCAAUUUUGCGCCAAUGUGGGGAAAAUCCAGAAGAGGUGUAUCACUUUUCCACAUUAAAAGAGGAAUGGAAAGAAUAUUGUAGAUUUGGCAUGGUGAUGUCUCUAAUUAAAACUACAGAACAGAAAGAUAAAGUGGAUUUGUCUGAUUUUGGUACUAGUGACAAUAAAUUAGAAAUAGCCAGGAAAAUGAUACGAGGAACGCCUUCAGAAGAAUACGACAGAAGGAUACGAGGACUCUUCACAAAAUAG
Molecule: messenger RNA, 847 nt
Organism: Aethina tumida (small hive beetle)
Lineage: Eukaryota; Metazoa; Arthropoda; Insecta; Coleoptera; Nitidulidae
Exons: 2
Coding region: 218-847 (209 amino acids)
Source: RefSeq, a predicted model, not a curated record